Messenger RNA from Trypanosoma rangeli, 492 nucleotides. RefSeq lists its product as uncharacterized. The transcript has a single exon. Lineage: Eukaryota; Euglenozoa; Kinetoplastea; Trypanosomatida; Trypanosomatidae. The record is from RefSeq and is a predicted model, not a curated record. Bases 1 to 492 code for a protein of 163 amino acids.
AUGGUUGGUUUUUUCCCUUUAUCUGAUGCGCUUGUCUCUUCUUUGACUAAGCAAGUUGCGCCAUUGAAUUGUAAUGGACCAAAUUCUGUUGGGAAAGAUGGUGCUAGAAGAAGUGCGGGCACAAUAGAGCGACUGUAUUCUUUAAAGCGCCAUUUGAUAGAGUAUGUUGCCUUUUAUUCAUUCAAACCCGUUAAGGUGUGUGCUGGGGAUCUUUUGUCCUUCAUCUAUGCAGGUGAAUCCACUGAUAUCGAAAACGAAAUAGAAUGGCUCCGUACAGUGUCUAGUCAGCUUAUAAGACGGUUGUGUAGGAUUGCAAGGGAAAUGCGGAUAGAGUCGCGACAGCAGAAGACGUUGACCGGCGUUUCUGCGGCUAUUGAUGACAGUACUAAAAAGAGCCAGAGAGAAAACAUUCCUCAACAGGUUCCAUGUCUAGUCUCCUUACUCAACAGGAUGCGGGAUAAUAACCUGGUUGCGCACGAAUUUGUUAUUUAA